CCCCCACCUCCACACCACUUUCGACUUUGGGCCAAUGAGCAUUCCACCAAAAAAGGCGUCGGCGUCGGCCGGCGUGAUCUGGGCUGAGCCUAUCAAAGCUUCCGCGCCAUUCUCCAUUCUCCAUUCUCCAUUCUUCCUUCUCCGCUCCCGGCUACCUUUCACUAACCAAGUGCAUGUGCUACUACUACUACUGUAUGUACAAUCCCUCAAUGUGGCUUGUCAAACAACCACAAUCCCUUGCAACUACCCGAUCUCAUUGCUACUCUCUGCUUGCUGUUCAGAGAAGCUUAGAGGAUCUUGUUGCAACAGAGAUUUUCGGCUGGUGGCCUGGAAUUGAGCAGCCCAUGCUGGAGAAUCUGAUAAUCCUGGGCAACACCGAAAAACUUUUUUCUAUCACUUGCAAUCUUGAUGCUGACAGACUUGCUUCAC
Messenger RNA from Aspergillus brunneoviolaceus CBS 621.78, 429 nucleotides. RefSeq lists its product as uncharacterized. The coding region runs from base 35 to 337 and encodes 100 amino acids. NCBI's taxonomy places the organism in Eukaryota, Fungi, Ascomycota, Eurotiomycetes, Eurotiales, Aspergillaceae. The record is from RefSeq and is a predicted model, not a curated record. The transcript has a single exon.